Sphenostylis stenocarpa is the source of this 222-nucleotide messenger RNA. Lineage: Eukaryota; Viridiplantae; Streptophyta; Magnoliopsida; Fabales; Fabaceae. The record is from the annotation of a GenBank genome assembly.
AUGGAAAGAGAAAGAAAGGUGCUGAUGAAACACAAUCGCCUGAUGAUAAAAUGGAAGAAAGAGUUAAAAGAAACAGAAAGACCAGCAGUCGCUGAUAAAAAUGAUUCUUCAUCAAAGGUGUACAAAUCUUUCAUGUCAUUUGCUUGUGCAGUCAUUGGGAAAAUUGCAGAAUUUGGUGCCUUGAAAGAUGGUCAUAUAUAUGUGGGAAUGAAAUCAGGAUAA